AUGGUGUCGGAUGAGCCUCGUGGAAGAAUUGCCUCGGGUGCCGUCAAGAGACCAGCCGUUGGCUCUGAUGCUGUCACGGUCCAUUUGACUGCUUGCCUCGAAGGUGGCGGCUAUCGGCCGCUUUGUCGCCAAUUCCCGGUCAAGGUGCAACCAUCUGUUGACCUUGCCCAGUUAUCCCGUUACGCCAUGACAAACUUCGCAAGGUCCAAUUCCAACAUAGGUCAGCAAGUAUAUUUCGCAACGAGCAUGGGCAACAAUCCGACGGCCUGGCUGGCCACCAAUAGUGGUAAAGCUGUCCUCAACUCUACCAAAGGCAUGCAUGGCACCCGAGAUCCCGUGGUUGUACGUAUACCAGAGGGCGAUAGAUUCUUCCUCAUUGCGACUGAUCUCAAUGUUGACGCGGUGGAGUAUGGAUGGAAGGGCUGGGACUGGGCUCAAAGUGGUGCGAGUCGCUACAUCGAGGUUUGGGAAUCCGAUGACCUGCGAAACUGGUCGCAACAACGGCAUAUCCUUGUGUCACCAGAGGAAGCUGGAAUGACAUAUGCUCCAGAGGCUAUCUGGGAUCCCGAGAUUGGGGAAUUUGUUGUCUUUUGGACUUCGAGCAUGUAUCCAAAAGGGACGCACUACUCUAGUGACAAAAGCGAUCCUAAUGGACGUUAUCCGUUGACCGGAGGGCAAACGUUGUAUUCAACGACUCGGGAUUUCAUCAACUUUAGCCCUGCAAAAGUGAUGACAGCGCGAACUGGGCACGGGACGCUGGAUCCAGUCAUCAUACCGGACGGCAAAGGAUACUACCAACGCAUAGUUUCCGACCGCAAUUCCACAGGAGUAAAUCUUACUUGGUAUGGACUACCAUGUGAUUCAGAAGAUCUCUACCAAGAGAGAGCACGAUCCAUCCUCGCCCAGCCAGAUGAAUGGGAGCUCAUUGCAACGUGCAUCACCCAUCGCACAAUGAACACCACGUACGCCGAGGGUCCGCUUGUCUUCAAAGCAAACCUCCAUGAUUCUCGUGGUAAAGGUUACUACAUGUACGCAGACCAAAAAUGGGCUGGCUCACCUUCAGGAGAAUUCAUGGAACAGCAGUACCAGCCUUACUGGACUGCGGAUGUUGGAAAGCCAAACUGGCAGCCAAUCAACUGGACGCUGAAGCCUGACUACGAUCAGUCACUUGGAGUCAUUCGGCAUGGCCAUGUCUGGUCCCUCACAACCGCUGAGCAUGCAGCACUUCGCGGAGCAAAUUUACGCUCUAUUCAGAUAAUUCCCCCCAAGAAGCGUGUCUACAGAAUCGGCGAGUCUCUCGACCUCGAGGGCAUGGUUGUAUCUGCGCGGUACUCGGACGGUAUCACAGAUGAUGAAUUAUUUGAAGGCUAUGGCGGCUUUUCGAUCUCUGGCUUUGACCCGCGCAGACAAGGCAAACAAGUAGUGAAUGUCUCGUACUCGGUGGUUGGCAACACUAAAUCAUCAUCAUUUACCGUGGCGGUGAAACAUUGGUAG
Messenger RNA from Fusarium musae, 1494 nucleotides. RefSeq lists its product as uncharacterized. The record is from RefSeq and is a predicted model, not a curated record. The coding region runs from base 1 to 1494 and encodes 497 amino acids. The transcript has a single exon. NCBI's taxonomy places the organism in Eukaryota, Fungi, Ascomycota, Sordariomycetes, Hypocreales, Nectriaceae.